Coturnix japonica (Japanese quail) is the source of this 4986-nucleotide messenger RNA. NCBI's taxonomy places the organism in Eukaryota, Metazoa, Chordata, Aves, Galliformes, Phasianidae. The record is from RefSeq and is a predicted model, not a curated record.
UUAACUAAAGAGCGGACGCCAAUUGAGACUCAUGACAGGGAAGGAGGAGCGUGAGGGGGCAUCCGCCUGCCAACUAUUACUCUCCACACAGCUCCACGCCCCCUGGCCUCCGCGUAUGCGCAGUGCGAGUCGGCGUUUUCCCGCCUGCCGUGGUGGGGGUGGGUGCUGUGUGGGGUGUCAGGGAGCGUGGUUGGGGCAGUGUCCCACCGGCAGCACCGAGUACAUAGCGGUGUUAGGGUUGGCGAGAGAGUGGGAGCUUUGCAUUGUGAGUUUAGGGUGGUGGCUGAGCUUCAGUGUAAGGAGAGGCUCCGUAGGGACUCCCCCGCUUGGUGGGGGCUUCCCGGUGGGCUCGGUGUGGGGGAUCUCACCGGGGUUUGCUUCUCAGUUAAAGGAUGAAGGGCAGCAAGGAGCUGUUCUUGGUGAAAUUCGUAAAGUCUUCUGGGAGCUCGGAGUAUUUCUUGAAAGCUUUGGAGUCUAUAAAAGAAUUUCAGUCAGAAGAACAUCUCCACAUUCUUGAAGAAGGAGCAGUGCUUGAUAUAAAAGAAAAUGAUAAAUCCCUUUACAUUUGUGAUCCUUUUACUGGUGUUGCUUUCAAUCAUCUUAAAAAGCUCGGUUGUAGAAUUGUUGGACCACAGGUAGUCCUGUACUGCAUGCAGUCCCAGAGAUGUGUCCCAAGAGCUGAGCAUCCCGUGUAUAACAUGACCAUGGCUGAUGUAACGAUAUCCUGUACCACCUUAGAUAAAGAUGUCCGGGAGGAAGUUCAUGAAUAUGUACAGAUGAUGGGUGGACGUGUGUACAGAGACCUCAAUAUGUCAGUAACUCAUCUCAUAGCAGGAGAAGUUGGCAGCAAGAAAUACUUAGUAGCUGCUUCUCUGAAAAAACCUAUUUUGCUUCCUUCUUGGGUUAAGGCACUGUGGGAUAAAUCUCAGCAAAGCAUGAUGAGAUACACUGAUGUCAACAUGGAAGAUUAUGCUUGUCCUGUGUUUCUUGGCUGUACAAUUUGUGUAACUGGCUUAAGUAGUUCAGACAGGAAAGAAGUCCAGCGCCUCACGGCUGAACAUGGUGGGCGCUAUUCAGGGCAACUCAAGAUGAAUGAAUGUACUCACCUCAUAGUUCAAGAGCCAAAAGGUCAGAAGUACGAAUGUGCCAGAAAAUGGAAUGUCCACUGUGUGCCUGUGCAGUGGUUUUCAGACAGCAUUGAGAAGGGCUUCUGUCAAGAUGAGACAAUGUAUAGAAUAGAAACUGGAUCAAAACUAAGUUGUACACCCAGUACCUCAACACCCACCAACAAUGCCAGCAAGCUUGACACUCAUUCCCUUUCGGAUGUCAGCUGCAUUUCCAAUGUAAAUUUGAGUAGAGUUAAUGAAACUGCUUGUAGUUCUGCAAUGAUCAGCAGACUGGAUCCUCCUUCUGAUGAGCUGGAAAACUUGGACAUAAGCUCUUUUCAAGCUCCUGAAGAUUUAUUAGAUGGCUGUCGAGUCUACCUGUGUGGCUUUACUGGCAGGAAGCUGGACAAGAUGAGAAGGCUUAUUAACUGUGGUGGUGGUGUUCGAUUUGAUCAGCUUAAUGAAGAUGUUACUCACGUUAUUCUUGGGGAAAACAGUGAUGAGCUCAAACACUUUUUGGACAAGACACUUCACAGGCCUCACAUAGUGACAGCAAAAUGGUUACUGGAGUCGUUUAAUAAAGGCUAUCUCUGUCCAGUGGAGCAAUAUAUCCCUCAAAACUACCAGCUGUUAGUGAAUACAAUUUUGGAACAACCUGAUGCAAAGUUAGUUCUUCCCAAAAACAACAGCAUCUUGAAGAAGAAAGCUGUGAAUGUUGUAAAGCACCAGAAAGCUGCAGAAGACGACUUCCUCUCUCAGUAUGUCAGUAAUGAUUCUACAUUAGUUGAAGCUGAGAAACUAAUAUCUGGUAGCUUCAACGAUGUUACUCAUGUGUCUGUUCAAGAAGAGAAUCAUUCUUCUGUCUGUAAUGGUUCUUUGGGAGAGCCCUCUGCACUAGAUGAAGGAGGUUUAUUUGCCAGGAAGAGAUUUCUUCUUUUGGGUUUUGGAGAAGAAGAUGAGUCCUGCAUUGCAGAUCUGAUUAAGGAGCAUGCUGGGAAAACCGUGCCACUGCAAAGCAGAAUCAUUGCAGACUAUGCUGUGGUGCCUUUAUUGGGCUGUUCUGUGGAGCCAACUGUUGGUGAUGUUGUCACGAAUACAUGGCUGGCAACGUGUGUGGAACAGCAGCUUCUCUUAGAUCCCCAGUCCAAUCCGCUUUUCACACCAGUCCCAGUAAUGGAAGGAGUUACUCCUUUGGAGGACUGUGUUCUUUCUUUUAGCCAAUUUACUGGUGCAGAGAGAGACUCCCUGGUUUAUCUGGCAGGACUUCUAGGAGCAAGAGUCCAGGAAUUCUUCGUGAGAAAAGCCAAUGCAAAAAAGGGAAUGUUUGCAAGCACCCAUCUUGUGGUGAAAGAGCCGGAUGGUUCCAAGUAUGAGGCUGCAAAGAAGUGGAAUUUGCCUGCAGUCACUGUAGCUUGGCUUUUGCAGUCUGCAAGGACAGGAAAGAGAGCAGACGAAAGCAAGUUUCUGGUUGAACAUGCGGAUGCUGAAGAACGACCUUCUUAUCUCCAUGAAGCUGGGAAAAAACCAGCCGUCACCCCUCUUGAUAUCAACAGGUUUCAGAGCAAAGCUUUCCAAGCUGUAAUCUCUCAUCAUAUUGGGAAGACAACAACUCCUCCUGCACCAGGAGGACUGCUACAAAAAGAACCGUCUUUACACCUUGAUACACCAUCAAAAUUUCUUUCCAAAGACAAGUUAUUCAAGCCUUCUUUUGAUGUAAAGGAUGCUCUGGCAGCUUUGGAAACUCCAGGAGGUCACGGUCAAAGGAACAGGAAGCUGAGCACGCCUCUUUCUGAAGUCAUUGGCAGAAACCUGAAAUUGGCACUGGCAAACAGCACUCGGAAUACAGAAGCUCUUACUGCCAGCCCUCAGCUGAAGGCUGCACAGCCAGAAGCGGAAGAAGAGUCCAAGCCUCUAGCUGGUGUUGUUAUAUGUGUUAGUAAAAAACUUAGUAAGAAGCAAAGUGAACUGAACGCUGUGGCAGCUUCUCUUGGUGCAGACUACAGAUGGUGUUUUGAUGAAACAGUAACACACUUCAUCUACAAGGGAGGACAAAAUGACAGCAACAAGGAAUAUAGAUCUGUUAAAGAACGAGGAAUACAUAUUGUUUCAGAACACUGGCUUUUACAGUGUGCCCAAGAAUAUAAACAGCUUCCUGAAUCUCUCUUUCCUCACACUUACAAUCCCAAAAUGAGCCUGGACAUCAGUGCGGUGCAAGAUUUCAGGCCCUCCUCUUCCAGUAAGCUUCCAGCAACUGGAAAUCCAGCAGAAGAAAAUGAGAUUAUUCCAGUGGAUGAAGAUGAUGCUGCAGAUGAUUUAACUACUGACCAAGUGAAGGAAACAGUUGGCACAGGGGAGGAGCACGCUGGAACAAGUGAAUCCAAGGGAGUUUUAACCCAGGCACUAGAAAUGAGGGAGAGCUUCCAGAGGCAGCUGCAGGAGAUCAUGUCUGCGACAUCAAUAGUGAAACCACAAGGACAAAGAGGAUCUCUUUCAAGGAACAGUUUUGAUAGUUCUCCAGCCACUCCUGAUAGUGCCCGGUCUGUGCGAAAUGGCCGCAGCAGGGCCUUGGAAGCUCUAAGGCAAUCUCGUCAGGCUCUCACAGAUAUCAACACGGAGCCAUCCCAGAGUGAGCAGAUCAUCUGGGAUGAUCCUACAGCGAGGGAGGAGAGAGCGAGACUUGUUAGCAACUUUCAGUGGCCUAACAGUCCUUCCUUCACAGAGCAAGCUCAGAGUAAUGUCAACAGGAACAUGGAUGAGUCUACCUUCAAAGGAUCUAUACCUGAUGCAGAGAUUGCUGGUAUAGUUGUUCCUGAGGCUGGGGAUGGAGAUACGAUUGAAGAUUUGAAGAAUCCUGUAUGUAGAGAUCCUGAAACACCCAUUAAAGAUCACUUGAUCCCCACUCCGCAGGCUCCCAGCAUUGCAUUCCCACUGGCUAACCCUCCUGUGGCACCGCAGCCCAAAGAAAAGGCUGCUACAGAAAAUGAGAAGGUAGAUGAAGAACCAGAAAAAUGCCGUAAAUUUCAGCUGUCUUCUCUUAAUCCUCAAGAAAGAUUUGACUACUGCCAUCUGAUUGAGGAAUUAGGUGGAAUAGUGCUUGAGAAACAGUGCUUUGAUCCAAGUUGCACACACAUUGUUGUGGGACAUCCUCUUCGAAAUGAGAAAUUCCUGGCCUCGAUGGCAGCUGGAAAGUGGGUGCUUCAUCGUUCCUACCUGGAGGCGUGUAGAGGAGCUGGCUGCUUUGUUCAGGAAGAAGAUUAUGAGUGGGGAAGUGAUUCCAUACUUAACGUUUUGCCUGGAAUCAAUGUAAACCAGAAGAAGCUAGCGCUCGCAGCCAUGAGGUGGAGGAAAAAAAUUCAUAAAGGAAGGCAAGAAACUGGAAUUACUGAGGGAGCUUUCAGUGGCUGGAAAGUGAUCCUGAAUGUUGAUCACACCAAGGAAGCAGGAUUCCGACGCCUUCUUCAGUCAGGAGGAGCCAAAGUGUUUUCUGGUCAUUCUGUGUCUUUCUUCAAAGAAGCAACUCAUCUCUUUGCUGACUUCAGUAAGCUGAAGCCAUCUGACACCAGGGUGAACGUAGCAGAGGCGGCAGCCCAGGGAGUGAACUGCUUAAAGCCAGAGUACAUAGCAGACUUCCUCAUCCAGGAUCCACCUCCCCCAAUGGAGUCUUACUGGCUGCCAGAAGCUCAGUCUUGCUUCCAGAACAGCAAAGAACUUGGGACUGGAUUAUCCCAGAAAAGAAAAGCGCCAGGAGAAAUGAGCAGAGUCAAGCGAUCCCGAAUGCACUGAGAAAGUUCUGUGCUUUUAGUUUGUACAUUUUUAUAUAUUUGUAUUUAUGGUUUUUUUUCAUCCUCACAGCAGAAAUUAAAAGCUUUGAAUUUCAGUU